CGCCUGCAGCACAGGAAACCCCGUAGCGGCUUUCAGAGGGGACCCAAGAUGGCCGAAUCUUCACAGUGGGGCUAAUAAUUACUUUUCGUCAAGACGCUGCUAUUUCAUGGUGCUCGACGGUCGCGCUGGCCAUUCGCCGUCCCGGAAAGUGAAACGAGCGAGUCUAUUCGAUUAGUUACAUCGGGGAAUGUUUAUCUCUGUGUGAAGAGACUGGCUGGUCCAUCCGCGGCCCUUAGCCAGAAUAUGGCGGAAUACCUAGAGAAAAUAUAGCUUAGCUUAUUAUGAACGCGCCGCUUUAUACACGACCCUUCCCGCCUUUUCACCGACCGCGCGCGAGUAUAAUGAUAAAAUAGCGUUAUCGGUACGUCUUUGGAGUUCAUUCGCGCGCGUUUCGAACAUUUCUAGGUUAAAAUGACUCGCGCGAGGAGAUAGCCUGCUAGCUGAGGCGCUAGCUACGCUAACCCCGUUUGACUGAAUUAGUCGCAGCGUUAGCAUAGCCUAGCUAGCUUAAAGUAAAGGGGAACGCAGGAAAAUAAACACAUUCUGCGUUCGUGCUCUGACUGCAUGCUUUUAAACUCUUUUCUCACCAUUUCACGGCCUUUAGAAACGGAGGAGCGUAUUUCGUGCUUGCGUUUAUAAAAAGUUCAAAAUAUUGAGUAUGUUGUGGAGAGUCUCGGCUGCACACAGCGGCUAGCUGACCAUCGCUAGACUGGUCAGAAUAAUUCUUCUGGACUGAAUACGUUUACUGUGAUAGAGCCCACAACAACAUACUGCAUCAGCUUAGCGACAGCUUGCUAGUGAUUGCCAUACAUUUCAGCUUGAAGUUGACAGCAGAUUCUGUUGCACCUUGCAAGCAGAGGACGUUGAGAUUUAUUGAAUCAAGGGCAAAAGCCUGUUUGAGUGUUACUUGCAAGGAUGACUGACACUCGUAGACGAGUAAAAGUGUACACUUUGAAUGAGGACCGCCAGUGGGAUGAUCGGGGGACGGGACAUGUGUCAUCCGCCUACGUUGAGAGGCUGAAAGGCAUGUCUCUCCUGGUGCGCGCCGAAAGUGAUGGGUCACUGCUGCUGGAGUCCAAAAUCAACCCUAACACCGCCUAUCAGAAACAGCAGGACACAUUAAUAGUAUGGUCUGAGGCUGAAAACUAUGACCUAGCUCUUAGCUUCCAGGAGAAGGCUGGUUGUGAUGAGAUCUGGGAGAAAAUAUGUCAGGUCCAGGGAAAGGACCCCUCUGUAGAUAUCACCCAGGAGCUGAUAGAUGAGUCUGAAGAGGAACGCUUUGAUGACAUGUCCUCUCCUGGUCUUGAACUUCCGCCAUGUGAGCUCUCCCGACUGGAGGAAGUGGCUGAGCUGGUGGCAUCAUCCUUACCUUCUCCGUUACGGCGGGAAAAACUGUCCCUGGCGCUGGAGAACGAAGGUUACAUCCGCAAACUGCUGGAGCUAUUCCGAGUGUGCGAGGACUUGGAGAACCGAGAAGGCCUGCAUCACCUCUAUGACAUCAUCAAAGGCAUUUUCCUCCUCAACCGCACAGCGCUUUUCGAAGUCAUGUUCUCCGAAGAAUGCAUCAUGGAUGUGAUCGGAUGUCUGGAGUUCGAUCCAUCGCUACCCCAACCACGGCGGCAUCGAGAGUUCCUCACCACCACGGCACGCACGGUUUUUUUUCUUAAAGAGGUCAUUCCCAUUUCAGACCCGGAGCUGCGGCAGAAGAUUCAUCAAACAUACCGUGUGCAGUAUAUUCAGGACAUGGUGCUGCCCACCCCCUCUGUCUUUGAAGAAAACAUGCUGUCCACCCUGCACUCCUUCAUCUUCUUCAACAAAGUGGAGAUUGUUGGCAUGCUGCAGGACGAUGAGAAGUUUUUGACUGAGCUCUUUGCACAGCUAACUGAUGAAGCCACAGAUGAUGACAAACGGCAUGAGCUGGUAAAUUUCCUGAAGGAGUUUUGUGCGUUCUCACAAACGCUGCAACCACAGAACAGAGACGCAUUCUUCAAAACUCUGUCCAACAUGGGUAUCCUGCCAGCGCUGGAAGUUAUUCUUGGCAUGGAUGAUGUUCAGGUGCGUGGAGCAGCCACUGAUAUCUUCUCCUACCUGGUGGAGUACAACCCCUCCAUGGUGCGAGAGUUUGUUAUGCAGGAGUCUCAGCAGAAUGAUGACGACAUUCUGUUGAUAAAUCUGAUAAUUGAGCAUAUGAUCUGUGACACGGAUCCAGAGUUGGGUGGAGCUGUACAGCUAAUGGGGUUGCUCAGGACACUAGUGGACCCAGAGAACAUGCUGGCAACUGCUAAUAAAACGGAGAAGACCGAGUUCUUGAGUUUCUUCUAUAAGCAUUGCAUGCAUGUGCUCUCUGCUCCACUUCUUGCCAACACCACAGAAGAAAAACCCAGCAAAGAUGAUUUCCAGACGUGUCAGCUGCUGGCUCUAAUCGUAGAGCUGCUCACUUUCUGCGUGGAGCAUCACACGUAUCACAUAAAGAACUACAUCAUCAACAAAGACAUCCUCCGCAGAGUACUGGUGCUCACGGCAUCUCAACAUGCUUUCUUAGCCUUAUGUGCUUUGCGUUUCAUGAGGAAAAUCAUUGGCCUGAAGGACGAGUUUUAUAACAGAUACAUUAUGAGGAACUUCCUGUUUGAGCCAGUGGUCAAAGCUUUCCUCAACAAUGGAUCCAGAUACAACCUCAUCAACUCAGCUGUUAUAGAGAUGUUUGAGUAUGUCAGGGUGGAGGAUGUGAAGUCCCUGACAGCUCAUAUCAUAGAGAACUACUGGAAGGCCCUGGAGGAUGUAGACUAUGUUCAGACAUUUAAGGGACUGAAGCUCCGAUAUGAACAGCAGAGAGAAAGACAGGACAACCCUAAACUUGACAGUAUGCGGUCGAUUCUGAGAAAUCACCGUUUUCGCCGUGAUGCGCGGACACUGGAAGAUGAAGAGGAGAUGUGGUUUAACACAGAUGAGGAAGACUUGGAGGACGGUGAAGCUGUAGUGCCGCCCUCAGAUAAGAUGAAGAGUGACGAGGACCUGAUGGAUCCUAUCAGCAAGUUCAUGGAGAGGAAGAAACUGAAAGAUUCAGAAGAGAAAGAGGUGCUGUCAGGGAAGGCGAGCCUCUCAGGACGGCAGAGCCCCAGUUUUAAACUCUCCUUCUCCAGCUCCCCAAAGCCCAGUCUGUCCUCUCCCCCAACCGCAUCCCUCCAUCCAGGUUCACCUGGUUCUCCAAGUUCUCCCGGGACAGGAGCCCGGAGCUCCCCCCCUACGGCAGCUGUCACCACUAAGGGAGGUCUGGUGGGGUUGGUGGACUACCCCGAUGACGACGAAGAGGACGAGGAUGAAGAAGACGCAGACAGUAAAGAAGAAAGUCCUCCGCUGUCCAAGAAGUCCAAGCUGAGCUCCUAAAACAGUCCCUCGUCAAUCAGUACAGUCAUGCUCAAAGGGAGCUUCAUCCAGAGACUAUUGCAGCGCUCGGCCUAGAACUCAAAACUGAAACAAAAUGAAUGAAUACACAAAUGAAUGGAUAAAUGAUCGAAUGCAGCCCCCCGCAGGAGUCCAAGGGGCGCCAUGUGAGGAACAGAGAAAGGGAGAGUAAGAGAGGGAGAAGAUUCGGUCACAGAGCGAAAAGGUGAAUGUCUCCACGUGGAGUUUGUCCAAGUGCCAAUCUGCAAGAAAGAGAGAGAGACUCGCGAAACGAACGGAGAGACCGAAGAGGAGAUAAAACUGGUCUGGACAAAGAAUAAUUGAAAAAAGAAAUAAGAAAUUAAUUUCGACAAAGCUAGAAGUACUGGGGGGUAAAAAAGACCUCACACACAGUCAGUCAGUCGCUCACAGACACUCAAACUGUUGCCCCACAGAGCGUCCCAGGCUUGGACCAGGACACACUGCCCCCCCUCUCAGGGAAGGACCUCACGUGACCCGAACUGGGCCAGCCAAUCCACAACCUUCACUCACCUUUGCUGACUCAAUCUCCAUUUAUUUCUCUCCUUCCUCUCAACCCUUUUUUCUGUUGCUCUUUUUUUUCCUCUUUAUUAUUAUUUUUUUCUUUUGUCUUUGAGUUUCUAGGGCUAGACGGGACACUAGGGAGCAAAGAAGUCUGGGUCGUCAUUGUUUAAGAUGUCACCGUUGUUCUCGUGGCUCAGCGGAAGUUCUUCCUCUUUCAAAGCCAGCAGUUCCCUCCUUUUUCUUAUUCUGUUGUUCUCCUCUCUCAUUUUUUUAAAUGACAUAAGAGACCUGCCUUUAAUUGUUCAGGAUGUUUUCAGCCGCACUUGAACAGGUUUUUAAAACCUCAGUGGGGGGAGAUAGUUUUACCCUUUUUUUGCCCUUCAAAACUGCAGAUUUUUUGGAAAAUUUGUAAGCCCGUCUUGAUUAAAGAUUGAGUGGAACUCUAGAUGUGAUCGAUUUGUCAUAUCUUCAUUUUCUUUUCUUUUACAUGAGUGUACUCUUAGUUGUUCGGUAUAUUUGGGACCAUUAAAAAGAUCUUUGCUGUAGUAGAUCUCUCACAGUUGUGCUGGUUCCCUGUAUCAUGUCAACUGUGCUGAUAUUCUGUCUUUUGAACUGGGAUUUCAUCACUGAAAUGAUCGUCCUGUCUGCUCGUCUGAAUACAUCAGUGGAAAGUCCUGCCUCCGCUGACGGAGGCUUUCUAAACAACCUGCACACAAUUAAAGAUGAGUUUUUAUUUUCUGAAA
This is a messenger RNA of Cyprinus carpio (common carp), 4667 nucleotides long. RefSeq names its product serine/threonine-protein phosphatase 4 regulatory subunit 3. Gene Ontology annotation, biological process: DNA damage response; protein dephosphorylation. Lineage: Eukaryota; Metazoa; Chordata; Actinopteri; Cypriniformes; Cyprinidae. Gene Ontology annotation, molecular function: protein phosphatase activator activity. The record is from RefSeq and is a predicted model, not a curated record. Gene Ontology annotation, cellular component: nucleoplasm; protein phosphatase 4 complex.